AGAGUAGGAGAAGCAGUGUAUUCUUAAUUCCGGAGAGAAAUUUUCGAUUGCGAUCCAACAAAUUUCAAAAAUUUUUCAUUCAAUUCAAAACAUAUUCCACAAAACCUUUUUAAAUUCUGUUUUCUUUUUUGUGUGUCUGGAAAAUAUAGAAAAAUCACAGGUUACUUUCAACCUUUUCCUUCCGUUUCUCUUGUUUUCUCGGUAACCAAACGCAUUCUGCCUGUUCUGCUACGUUUGGAUUCCAGCGUAGGGUGUGUGAGCAUAUCUGUCGUUUCCUUUGUCGUUGUGAAGAAGAUUUCGAAGCUAGAUAGAGAGAGAUUUUUCUGGUAAAUUUUGAGCUGGAUGGCUAGAUUUGGUGCAAAAUGGAGGGGAUUGAGAUCAGUCGGGAUGAAUUUGUUUAGCUUUGCAUUAGCUUUUGCGUUAGUUUCAGCUGAGAGAAGCUUGAAGCGUGAAGCUGAAAGCGGCAGCAAUGGAGCGGAUGAAUAUGGAACAAAUUAUAUUCUCAAAGCUGUUAAUUUCUUGUGGCAAUCUGAUCGAUCGGGUUAUCAACAUGUCUGGCCUGAAAUGGAGUUUGGUUGGCAAAUUGUCGUUGGCGGUAUUGUUGGGUUCUUCGGAGCAGCAUUUGGGAGUGUAGGAGGAGUUGGUGGUGGUGGCAUUUUUGUCCCCAUGCUUAGCUUGAUUAUUGGAUUUGAUCCUAAGUCUGCAACAGCUAUAUCAAAAUGCAUGAUCAUGGGUGCGGCAGGUUCAAGUGUUUACUACAACCUUAAGCUAAGGCAUCCUACACUUGAUAUGCCUGUCAUCGAUUAUGAUUUGGCUCUGCUUAUUCAGCCAAUGCUCAUGCUGGGUAUUAGUGUUGGUGUCACUUUCAACGUGAUAUUUGCUGACUGGAUGGUUACAGUUUUACUUAUUUUUCUCUUUAUAGGAACAUCAACCAAAGCAUUCUUGAAGGGUGUUGAGACAUGGAAAAAAGAAACCAUAAUGAAAAAGGAGGCUGCUAGGUGGUUGGAAUCAAAUAGUACUUCUAGUGCAGAGGUGGAAUACAAGCCCCUUCCUGGUGGUCCAACCAAUAGCCCACAAAAUGAUGCCAAGGACCAUGAAGUCACUGUUUUUGAGAAUGUUCGCUGGAAGGAACUUGGACUGCUUGUUUUUGUUUGGGUAGCAUUUCUUGUAUUGCAGAUUGCUCAGAGUCAUACAGCUACAUGCUCAACAGUGUAUUGGCUAUUGAACUUGUUACAGAUUCCAGUUUCUCUUGGGGUAUCGGGAUACGAGGCAGUUAGUCUCUACAAUGGGCGGAGAGUAAUUUCAUCAACGGGAGAGGAUGGCACAAGUUUCCGAGUGUUUCAGCUUGUUAGCUACUGUGCUUGUGGGGUUCUGGCUGGAAUUGUUGGUGGUCUUCUUGGUCUAGGUGGAGGAUUUAUCAUGGGUCCACUGUUCUUGGAGCUGGGGGUCCCUCCUCAGGUCUCAAGUGCUACUGCCACCUUUGCCAUGACAUUCUCCUCGUCAAUGUCUGUUGUAGAAUAUUACCUUCUGAAGCGUUUUCCUGUACCCUACGCUCUUUACUUCACUGCUGUGGCGACCGUCGCUGCUUUUAUUGGGCAGCAUAUUGUGAGAAAGCUGAUUAUUAUGUUUGGAAGGGCAUCGCUCAUCAUAUUCAUCUUAGCCUUCACAAUAUUUGUUAGUGCAAUAUCACUAGGUGGUGUCGGCAUAUCAGGGAUGAUUGGCAAGAUCCACCAGGGUGAGUACAUGGGAUUCGAGAACCUCUGCAAGUACACUGCCUAGCAUGUUUCUUCUGUUUCCUUCUUUCCUUCUCCCCUUUUAAUCCCUCCAUGUUGUAACUUGUAGCUGUUCUUCUUAGGCAUAAAUUCCUCUGCAACUAUUUAAUUUCCUUUUGGUAUCAUUUACUUUGUAAACGGGAAGGAAGGACACACUUUGCAACUAUUGAUUUGUAGUGAUGGAAGUUUGCUGUUCGAAAUCAUGUACAGGCGUGGAUGCUUUGCCAGAGAAAGAUAAAUGAAUGAGAAUGAUUGGU
Rubroshorea leprosula is the source of this 2029-nucleotide messenger RNA. The record is from the annotation of a GenBank genome assembly. NCBI's taxonomy places the organism in Eukaryota, Viridiplantae, Streptophyta, Magnoliopsida, Malvales, Dipterocarpaceae.